Molecule: messenger RNA, 1146 nt
Organism: Sphenostylis stenocarpa
Lineage: Eukaryota; Viridiplantae; Streptophyta; Magnoliopsida; Fabales; Fabaceae
Source: the annotation of a GenBank genome assembly
AUGAUUAAAUUGGAAUGCGUGUCCUUUAUGAACAAUCAACGGGGAGAUGAAUUGAGGAUCAUGGGUUGUUUUGGCUUCUGCAAAGGAGAUGAUAGUGUUGCAAUUGCUGACAGAGGACCUUUCACGCAAAGCACUCUUACUGGGAACGCUGCCAGUUAUCCUGGCAGACAUACAGCAGCAACUGUUCCUAGGCCUAUAAAUUUUCAACCUAUUGCUGUCCCUUCCAUUACAGUAGAUGAGUUGAGGUCUUUGACAGAUAAUUUUGGCCAAAAAUCUUUCAUUGGUGAGGGUGCAUAUGGGAAAGUAUAUCAUGCUACAUUAAAAAAUGGGCGUGCAGUGGUAAUCAAAAAGUUAGAUUCCAGUAAUCAGCCAGAGCAAGAAUUUCUUUCUCAGGUCUCCAUCGUAUCAAGGCUAAGGAAUGAAAAUGUUGUUGAGCUUGUUAACUAUUGCGUUGAUGGUCCUUUCCGUGCCCUUGCCUAUGAGUAUGCUCCUAAAGGAUCCCUCCAUGAUAUUCUACAUGGACGAAAAGGUGUCAAGGGUGCACAACCUGGUGCAGUACUCUCGUGGGCUCAAAGAGUUAAAAUUGCUGUUGGGGCAGCAAAGGGACUUGAAUAUCUUCAUGAAAAGGCAGAGAUUCACAUCAUCCAUCGUUACAUUAAGUCUAGUAACAUACUUCUUUUUGACGAUGAUGUUGCAAAAAUUGCUGAUUUUGAUUUGUCAAAUCAAGCCCCUGAUGCAGCAGCGCGUCUUCAUUCUACCCGUGUUCUUGGGACCUUUGGUUAUCAUGCUCCAGAAUAUGCAAUGACUGGACAACUCACUUCAAAAAGUGAUGUUUAUAGCUUUGGAGUUAUACUGCUGGAACUCUUAACCGGACGUAAACCAGUUGAUCAUACACUGCCCCGAGGACAGCAAAGCCUUGUCACUUGGGCAACACCAAAGCUUAGUGAAGAUAAGGUGAAGCAGUGUGUUGAUGCUAGACUAAAGGCAGAGUACCCUUCGAAGUCAGUUGCAAAGAUGGCUGCUGUUGCUGCAUUGUGCAUACAAUAUGAAGCUGAGUUUCGGCCAAACAUGAGCAUUAUAGUGAAAGCUCUACAGCCUCUACUGAAUACUCGUUCUGUUCACUCAAAGGAAUCACCAAACAUGUAA